This is a messenger RNA of Argentina anserina (silverweed cinquefoil), 2735 nucleotides long. Its product is annotated as ethylene receptor. NCBI's taxonomy places the organism in Eukaryota, Viridiplantae, Streptophyta, Magnoliopsida, Rosales, Rosaceae. Bases 200 to 2425 code for a protein of 741 amino acids. The record is from RefSeq and is a predicted model, not a curated record. Gene Ontology annotation, molecular function: phosphorelay sensor kinase activity; ethylene receptor activity; ethylene binding. The transcript has 7 exons. Gene Ontology annotation, biological process: response to ethylene; phosphorelay signal transduction system; phosphorylation. Gene Ontology annotation, cellular component: endoplasmic reticulum; endoplasmic reticulum membrane.
AAAAUAUCAGUGCCUCCUCAAUCUUCUCUGUAAUCCAAGCAGCCUCUCUGCUCACAGAGCGAGAGACUCUCAACCCUCUCUAAUCAAACCCCAACAACAACAACAACAACAACAACAGAUUCUCCCCGGCGGCCACGAUCCAGCUGACGUCAGAAUUGAGCCCGAUUCUGUUAGGUUUUGACAGCAUAGGUGGAUUCAGAUGGAGGCCUGCAACUGUAUCGAGCCGCAAUGGCCGGCGGAUGAGCUCUUGAUUAAGUAUCAGUACAUUUCAGACUUUUUUAUCGCCCUUGCGUAUUUUUCGAUUCCUCUAGAGUUGAUAUACUUUGUCAAGAAAUCGGCCGUGUUUCCCUAUAGAUGGGUGCUUGUCCAGUUUGGUGCUUUUAUUGUGCUCUGCGGCGCCACCCAUUUGAUUAACUUGUGGACUUUCAACAUGCAUUCUAGGACCGUGGCCAUAGUUAUGACCACUGCCAAGGUCCUCACUGCCGUGGUGUCGUGCGCCACGGCGCUGAUGCUUGUGCAUAUAAUUCCUGACUUGUUGAGUGUUAAGACUAGGGAGUUGUUUUUGAAGAAUAAGGCCGCGGAGCUUGAUAGGGAAAUGGGGCUGAUUAGGACUCAGGAGGAGACCGGUCGCCAUGUUAGGAUGUUGACUCAUGAGAUUAGGAGUACGCUCGAUAGGCAUACUAUAUUGAAAACUACACUUGUGGAGUUAGGUAGGACUUUGGCGUUGGAAGAGUGUGCGCUGUGGAUGCCCACGCGUACUGCUUUGGAGCUGCAACUGUCCUAUACACUUCGUCAGCAGAAUCCAGUAGGAUAUACAGUGCCCAUACAUCUUCCUGUGAUUAAUCAAGUGUUUAGUAACAACCGUGCCGUGAAGAUAUCACCGAAUUCCCCUGUGGCGAGAAUGAGGCCUCUCGCGGGAAAGCAUAUGCCUGGAGAGGUUGUUGCUGUUCGCGUCCCUCUCCUGCACCUCUCAAACUUCCAGAUCAAUGAUUGGCCAGAGCUCUCAACAAAACGCUAUGCUUUGAUGGUGUUAAUGCUCCCUUCUGAUAGUGCAAGGCAAUGGCAUGUGCAUGAAUUAGAGCUGGUUGAGGUCGUUGCCGACCAGGUAGCAGUUGCUCUAUCACAUGCUGCUAUCUUAGAAGAGUCAAGGAGGGCAAGAGAUCUACUAAUGGAGCAGAAUAUUGCCCUUGAUCUGGCUAGGAGGGAAGCCGAAACGGCAAUUCGUGCUCGUAAUGAUUUCUUGGCAGUAAUGAACCAUGAAAUGAGAACUCCCAUGCAUGCAAUCAUUGCUCUUUCUUCGUUGCUUCAGGAAACUGAGCUGACACCGGAGCAGCGGUUAAUGGUUGAAACAAUAUUAAAAAGCAGUAACCUUUUGGCUACCCUUAUAAAUGAUGUAUUGGAUCUUUCAAGACUUGAAGACGGAAGCCUUCAACUUGACAUAGCAACCUUUAACCUCCAUUCCGUAUUCAUAGGGGUUCAUAAUUUGGUUAAGCCUGUUGCAUCUGUUAAAAAGUUGUCAGUUACAUUAAAUUUAGCAGCAGAUUUGCCGGUGUAUGCUAUAGGUGAUGAAAAGCGCCUCAUGCAAAUUAUUCUAAAUGUUGUUGGGAAUGCUGUGAAGUUUUCAAAAGAAGGGAGCAUUUUGAUUACUGCUUUUGUUGCGAAAUCAGAAUCUCUAAGAGAUUUCCGUGCUGCUGACUUUUUUCCUGUUCAAAGUGAUAAUCACUUUUAUCUGCGUGUACAGGUAAAAGAUUCUGGAUCUGGAAUCAGUUCCCAGGAUCUCCCGAAGCUAUUCACCAUAUUUGCACAUAAUCAGUCAUUAGCUACUCGAAAUUCUGGUGGUAGUGGGCUUGGUCUUGCAAUUUCUAAGAGAUUUGUAAAUCUUAUGGAGGGGCAUAUUUGGAUUGAAAGUGAAGGUCUGGGAAAGGGAUGCGCUGCCACUUUCAUUGUGAAACUCGGCUAUCCGGAGCGAUCAAAUGAGUGUAAGCUGCCUUUUGUGCCUAAGAUGCAAGCAACUCAUGUUCAAACAAACUUUCCAGGGUUGAAAGUUCUUGUCAUGGACGAUAAUGGAGUCAGCAGAUCAGUGACAAAGGGACUGCUUGAGCACCUGGGAUGUGAUGUAACAGCCGUAAGUUCAAGUGAUGAGUUCUUGCAAGUUAUUUCACAGGAUCACAAGGUGGUAUUCAUGGAUGUGUGUAUGCCUGGCAUUGAUGGUUAUGAACUAGCCGUCCAGAUCCAUGAUAAGUUUACAAAACGUCAUGAACGACCGGUAUUAGUUGCACUUACUGGAAACAUAAACAAGAUGACAAAGGAGAGCUGCAUGAGGGUUGGUAUGGACGGAGUUAUUCUAAAACCUGUUUCGGUUGAUAAAAUGAGGAGUGUUUUAUCAGAACUACUAGAGCACCGGGUUCUAUUUGAGGCCAUGUAAGCAUGCAGGAACAUUGCUGCAGCUUAGAAAGUCUUCAAGGUAACUGAAAGUCUUCAAGCUAUAGUUCCUUGCAGAAGCUAUAGUGUUCUAUUAUGUACAUAGAAUGUGGCAUUUUUAUUCCAAGACAAUAAAUACUGGAUUAAUGUUUUGCUGGAGGAAAUUGUAUGUUAAAAGCUGUCUCCAUAUAUGUAUCCUCUUUCUGUGCAAUAGUUACAAGAUAGAAGCAAAUUAAAUGAUGACCCAUUAAUGUUAACUGAUUAUUGUCUCACUGGAAGCAUAGAGAAAUGUAAUAUUUUCCUAUUUUUUGCUA